Sphaeramia orbicularis (orbiculate cardinalfish) is the source of this 9457-nucleotide messenger RNA. It is a transcript of the gene b4galt6, whose product is annotated as UDP-Gal:betaGlcNAc beta 1,4- galactosyltransferase, polypeptide 6. The record is from RefSeq and is a predicted model, not a curated record. The transcript has 9 exons. Bases 665 to 1813 code for a protein of 382 amino acids. Gene Ontology annotation, cellular component: Golgi apparatus. Gene Ontology annotation, biological process: carbohydrate metabolic process; glycosphingolipid biosynthetic process. Lineage: Eukaryota; Metazoa; Chordata; Actinopteri; Kurtiformes; Apogonidae. Gene Ontology annotation, molecular function: UDP-galactose:glucosylceramide beta-1,4-galactosyltransferase activity.
AGUGCCAGCAGAAAAUGAAAAGGAGUCAAACCUGAUACAACGUUAUCUUUUAUUAGGUUUUUUUCGUUUCGAUUUCGGAUACCAUCCUGCACAUAUGCCUGUUGAAGACUUCGUCAGCCCGGAAUCCGUGUGGGGACACCCGGUGGCAUGACUGGACUCCUGUGCGCGCGGUUUAAUGAAGUAUUGCGCCGACUGUGUUGGAAACAUCGCACCGGCCCAGAGUAGACUGUGUGGGAGAAGGCUGAGCGGUCCUGCCCCUCCGCUGACCACCAACCUUCAAUGCUAGCGAUAAAAAGCCUCGCUGGCGACACCGUAACUAUGGAAGACUACCACGAAAACCCUUGAAAGUAUUCCCCGCUAAGCUGCGCCCGUACAGUACCAGUUUCACUAUGCCUAAGCGGCGGUGCUCUGUGAGGCUUGCAGUUGCCUGAUAUUAACGUUCCAGGCCUGCUUUUUCCAUCUGGAAAUUUCUUGGCAGGGGAAAGCAGGCCAGCUAGCCCCGCUAGCUUCAGCCUUUUUUCUGCGCUGCAUUUCUGGGGUUUUGCGGCGCAGCCUUUUCCAUGACCACACAAUUGACACUGUCUAUGUAUUUAAGGACUUUUUAAAUCCAAAAAGGAAUUUUAUGGGAUUCAUAUCGGCGAAAGAGGAGCGGGCCUAAGCCAAAAUGGUGAACUGGAGGCGGCUGCUGCGAAUGUCCAACCGAUCAUUUUUGGCCUUCAUAUUCUUCUUCUCCAUGUCCACCACUUGUCUCUACUUCAUUUAUGUGGCUCCUGGAAUAGCCAACACAUACUUCUUCAUGGUGCAGGCUCAGGGCAUCAUGCUGAGGGACAACGUGAGGACUAUUGGCCAGAUGAUUCGAUUGUACACCAACAAAAACAGUACACUCAACGGGACAGAUUAUCCUGAUGGCACAAACUCCAGUGAAUACCUGGUCCAGCCAACCACGUACCUCCCUGAGAACUUCAGUUACGCCCAGAACCUCCCCUGCCCAGAGCGAUUACCUUCUAUGAAGGGCCUUAUGGAAGUGAACAUGACAGAAAUCCCCAUGGAGGAGAUUGAAUUGAAGUUCUCCAAGAUUUUUGAUAUUGAGUUCGGAGGUCAUUGGAAACCAAAGGACUGCAGGCCUCGCUGGAAGGUGGCUAUCCUGAUUCCAUUUAGAAACCGUCAUGAACAUCUGCCCAUCCUCUUCCAACACCUCAUCCCUAUGCUGCAGAGACAGCGGCUGCAGUUUGCCUUCUACGUCAUCGAACAGAGUGGCAGUCAGCCCUUCAACAGAGCCAUGCUGUUUAAUGUGGGAUUCCUGGAGGCCAUGAAGGACUUGGACUGGGACUGCUUGAUCUUCCAUGAUGUUGACCAUAUCCCUGAGAACGACCGCAACUACUAUGGCUGUGGUCAGAUGCCACGCCACUUUGCUGCCAAGCUGGACAAAUACAUGUACAUUCUUCCAUACAGCGAGUUCUUCGGUGGAGUGAGUGGGCUCACUGUGGAUCAGUUCCGCAAGAUUAAUGGCUUUCCCAAUGCAUUCUGGGGCUGGGGAGGAGAGGAUGACGACUUGUGGAACAGGGUUCACUACGCUGGUCUGAAUGUGACACGGCCGGAGGGAGAGAUUGGAAAGUACAAGUCCAUCCCUCAUCACCACAGAGGAGAGGUGCAGUUUCUAGGGAGGUAUAAACUGCUGAGGUAUUCCAAAGAGCGGCAACACCUGGACGGCCUCAACAACCUCCACUACAGCCCCCUCGUGUCCCUGAGCAGCCUCUACAAGAACAUCACAGUGGACCUGCACCCCGAGCUCGCUCCCAUUGCAGACUACUGAACUGCCCCCUCCUCCUCUCCCCAACUCAUCCACCCGCCACCUCUCCCCCUUCUCCUCUUCCUUCUCCUCCUCACCCUACAGCUCACCCAGCAGCUCUCCACCGGCCCCUGGCCUCCUAGCGCCCCCUUCAGCCAAUCAGAGGCAGAGCAGAAGAGUGCUGCGGAGGAGAGGAGGGGGGCUCAGGCCGGUAGGAGGGGCGAAGAGGCGCAACAUGUAAUGCUGCCAAGAAAUCUAAGUGACGAAAAAAAAAUCCAAAUAGAAAAAAAUGAGGAAAAAAUGAAGAGGCGGUGGCAAGUCUCUUAAAGUGAACUGUCGAUUGUGUAUGUGUGUGUCUGUGAAUAUGCGAGUGUGUGUGAGAUGGGUGAGUUGCUGCAUGUCUUUUUGUCCGUGCCGGCUUAUUUACUAAAAGUUCCCAUCAGUCUCGGUUUAGUUGGAGGGAGCAGCAGCAUCUCAGCGCCGAUGUUUACUGCAAAGCCUUAACGUGGCAGAACCACAGCUCCCUCAACCGGCUUGGCUCGGCUCGGCUCGGCUCGGCACCGCUUCACUUCUUCUGAUGUAUCACCGUCACCUUAGAAGCCAACACACGACGUUGUUGUCUCACUUUUCUCUUCUUUAUUUUAUACAUAUCAGUUCGUCAGGCGACAGUAUUCCUUUUGGGAUCUGAGCAAGCUCAACACAGACGUUUGUGAUGUACAUUUUGUUAUUUUUUUGAUACAUUACUAUUUAUUUUCUUUGAUUCAGGAUGUUCAGAAGAAGAAGCACUCCUCUGUGUCACUCAGAUGUUUUGUUUUUUGCUGCACUGCUGCUGAAUCCGCAUGAACAUGUAUGUAAAUAUCGGCCUCUUACAGCUCACAAACACAAAUAUGUAAAUAUCAGCCUUUAAACGCUCGGGCAUAUUACAGUGAUAUUCCAGUGGGUUUGAAUUUUUAUUUUGGCAGCUACCUUCUUUCUGAGGAUUUAAUAAGAGUGCGUGGUUUCUUCCUAACAGGAAGAUGUUCUAACAAUAUCGGAUGUUUGGCUUAAAAAGAAGUAUCCAAAUCUGAAGAUUUGACUUUAUCUUUUGCAUGCCUUAAUUUAUUUUGUUUACCAGAUGUUUUUUUUUUUUCUUUUCAAACAUAAAUUAUUUCUUCAGUUCGAGAUGUGUAUAUUUUUUAAUUUUUGCCUUUUGUUGUGCAUUUUCUGCUUUAUUUUUUCUCUCUUUGAGGUGCACUGUGUGAAAAGAGUUUAGUUGGACGCUCCGUGGUUUUGUAGGGAGCACAGGGUUGGCCAUUACAGCAAGCAACGUGCUUUAGUGCAGGUGAACUAAUGGUCUCAUGUGAGUGUAUAUGAUUUUGUCUCAGAUGUGUUUUUAUUUUUAGAUUUUUUUAUUUUUUUAUCUUCUUCAGUAGUGCUGGACCAUGUGAUAAAGCUCUUCAUUGUACUGUACCAUGCGCUGAAGCGUGGGCACUUUGGGCUGGAUGCUGUGUGUGUCUGGACUGUGUGUUUUCCUUUCUUUUCCUUUUUCUUCAGAGGCUCUGUGAGGCAGCCAGAGGGGCCAGAAUGAGAGAACCGGAGCUGAGGCUCAUUUGAAGCCGAAGUUACCGAUGUUCUUGAAUGGCACAGUCAGAAUCCUGAGCUGUGAAAACUUUAAUUUCUUAAAGCUUUGAGCACUACAAAGGUUGUGAGAAACAUGUAGGCAGAUUAUUUUUGACCAGAUGUUCACUGUUAAGAUUCUCCUCUAUAUGAAUAUAUAUAUAUAUCGGUUUUGAAUUUGACCAUGAAUUGUAUGUUUGGACAUUUUGUUUGAAUUCUAUUGUUCUGAGUGUUAGAUCACAACUUUGGCCAUUUCAGUCCUGAACCUCUCACAUUUUUUUUAUCAUGUCUAUCAGACCAAUCUUCACUAUAGAGUCCCUUUAAGACCCCAGACAAAGACAAAAGUUGGAAGGGACAUGUUAGAUGGAGGGAAAAACACUUACAGGAUGUUUAAAAUGUAGUCAACCCAAGAUCACCUGCGACUGAAAUACUUCAGCAGCAGAUUUAGUCUGACAAUAUAGCUGUAUAUGAUGCAGAAUACACUGGCUGAUGUGACUUCUGCCUUGUUGAGACCUGCUUUAAUGUGGGUUUUUGUGAUCCAGUCUUAAGUGGACAUGUUCAAGUGCAUCAAAUCAGUUCAUACCAUUAGAUUGCGUCUCCACACGCAUCUCGAGGAUCUCAGUUCCAUUCUCUAUAUGCAAAUAAAUUAGUCUGAAAUGGCAAGUGAAUUCCAUUUCCCGCAGGCAUUUUGGGUGUGGUGCAAGCCGUUGAGUCUUAACAGACUGGCUUUGUGCUAUUUUUUUGUUUUUAUUUUUUUGCAAUUGUGUUGCAUAAAGAAACUGUCAGAAGAGUAAAAAAUGAACAGAAGGAUGUUCCUCUGCCUUUUCAUAUUAACUAGUUAGCAUUAACCAGGCUGAAAAAUUCAUUUUCUCUGCCACCGAGAACUUGUAAGACAGAAUGUUUCCUUGCCUGUCACUCAAAGCAUGUGGCUUUAGGAAUCAGUCAGUGUGACGACUUGGGCCAUUCUACUUUUUAUUUUCUCUCUUGCAUGAAAUAUACUUCAGUGGUGAUCGGAUCUUAAGCACUUUAAACAUGUAAAUUAAUUUCAGCUGGAUUUCAUGAAACGUGAAUGUUCUAUUUCCCCACUUGGAGGAAAAAAAACAAAAAAACAAAGUAGCUGAGUGUCAUUCUACUGCAUUCAGGCAGCAUGACACCUGUGAUGCACCUGUAUUAUAUCUGUGGGCUUUUUCAGACAUCUUUAAAACACAAUAUCAUGAAAAUUAUUCACAUGCAGAUGUAAGUAUUCAGCAGCAGCAGAAGACAAUUGAAUCUUUAUACCUCCUCAGUGCUUCUGGAGUGAGUUUAGAACUAACAUGAGUACUUGUGAUUGGAUCACAAAAGCUGCGUCAGUACUGGUUUGAACAAGAGCAAUCUAAGCAUCCUCAACUGUAGAAAAAACACUCUGUGAAUUAUGCACAGUCCUGGAGAAAGUAAAGAGACUGCUGCAGAUGUUCAGACCUCUGGAUAGUGAUCUAGAUGUAGUGACCUGAAGUCUUGACAAUUUGGAAUUUGACAAGAAUGCGAGUGCCAAAAUUGUACUCCAACACAUAUCUAUACACAGUAAUAGUUUUCAUGUUUUUUUUCCAGCCAAAAGUAAAAUGUAUCAACAAGAACUUCGUCACAUCUAUUUAAUGAUCAUUGUGUCGAUUAUUUCAGAGACGACUGCAAUGGUUGUCUCCGUGUCAAAAAGCAUGUUUUAUUACACAGGGUUGAGUAAUAAAACAUACCCAGGAAGAAUUCCAGUCUUUGUUACUGAACUGUUUUAUUGGAGAGAGAGUUUUUAAGCAUGACACAUCUAUAGUGAAAUGACUGAAUAGAUCAAUGAUAAGAAAAGAAGAUUCAAGUGUGAAAUGGCCUUAGUGAUGUGGGGUUUUUUUUUGUUUUUUCUUUUUUUUUCUAUAGUUUUAAAGCAUUUCAUGUCGGUUAAAACUCCUGAGGCUUCUCCAUGUGAGCGUUGCAAGGAUUUCUGGGAAAGGCUGACUUUGAGCCACGGUAUCUUGUCCCCCUACCCCCACCCCUACCCCAAUCCUAUUUUCCCAAAAGCCCUUGCAGCACAUUUGAUCAUUGGAGCUGCCCAUGUAUGUUUACAGACUUUAUUUCUUCACAUGUAGAUGUGGCUGAGCCCAAAAGGCUACAAUCUGGCUUUGGGUCGGCCGCAGAGCCACAGAAUUUCAUAGUAUGUGGAUCUGACCAAUCAGAUUAGAGGGGAUAGUCGUUGUGUUGGUAGCCCCGGCUGGUGCGCUGGGGUUCGGUGCUGGCUUUUGAACAGUGUUGGUUUAGCAGAGGACUCUCUUGUGCGUUGCCUUUUCUUAGUUUAGAACCACAGUUUUGCAGAAGAUACCAUCAGCCCUGUGUGGGUGUGUAGGUGUAUGAAUGUCAGGUUUCAUCUCCCUGUGUGGGUAAGGGGAGGGGGGCGCUGUCACCUGACUGUGUAGCAGUAAAGAUGGAGUGUUGACGUAGCCCGACUGCUCACGUAGAACAUUAGUCAUUGCCUUGGUGAUCAGCUGGUUAGGGUGUAUACAACACCAUGUAGUGUAACUCUGUUCUUUGACAUCGUACACAUUCAUUUCACCUCCACCUCCUUCGUCUAUUUCAUACAGCAGUAAUGCCUUAACUCACCCUGUAAUUACUGUUUGUAGUGUCAUGCCAGAUACCUAAGAACCAGUAUUUGUAUUUUGUUCAUUCAUGAACCCAAUUUCAUGAGGAUCUAGAUGUGUUUAAGAUCAGAAAAAAGGUUACAGUCAUCUCCAUAGAAAUGCAUUUUUCUUAAUCUAGCAUCAUCAGUAUUGAGGAAAUUAAUAAAUCGUCACAUAAGUCUGCAUUUUGAUUCAUUCAGUAUAUGUUUUAGAUCGAGGCUAAAUCAGUAAAAGUUCAGUAAUGUAAUUGAAAAUUGUAAAAUUAUUAUAUUCUGGGGAUGCACCAAUCUUUUUGGCUGAAUAUUGAUACUGGCUAUUGAAUAUUGAUAUUGGUAUUUUUGUUAGUGCCAUUGGCCUGUUGGCAAAUGAAAUGGCUAUUCACUGAUGGCAGUUGCCAAUGUUUAUCUAUCUGUUGUACAAGUUCCCUGUGUGAUUACAGCUCAGUCACUGCAGCUGGACUCCAUUCAGUUCUAUUUCAGUUGUGCCAGGUCUAGUUCAAUACGCUACCAAGCUUUUGUUGAAGUGUCUUGCCUGGAUAUCCAGUGGGCCUAGUUGUAUGCAGAACUGUGUACAUCUCUUGAUAAGUACAGCCACACUAAAAUAUUUUAGAGACUUUAAUUCAAAGUUCAUUAAUAUCAACUAGCGUUUAGCAAACAAACAGUGUCAGUAUCAACGCCAACUGUCCAACCAUUAUUUUCUGGAUCAGCCCUGAACUUUGAGAUUGGUGCAUACCUGGUAUAACCAUGUUAUCUGUGUGCAUUUGUGCAUUUCCAGACCAGUUUUUUCUGAAUAACUGCUUACUUCUGGGAAACCCCUGCCAUGUCUUUACGGUGUUGAAGCUCUGCUACAGUAUAGGAAAUGUCCGUACAACAUGCAGUUUUUCCAAACUUGGUGUUAGACUGGAUCAGCUGGAGGGAAGCUCUAAUGUGAUUGGUUGUAAUCAGGAGGAUUUUACUACGAGAUACAUUAUUCAAGCAGUUAGAGGCACCACCUAAUCCACAUUACUGUAAAAUCAGUGUUUUCCAUAGCAGACCUUGGGUAUGGGUCCAAGAGGCUUUUUUUGGAGCUAUUAAAGUUUGUUGUCCUAGACGAAACAACAUGUAGGGCCCAUCAAAUAUUACAGUGUUCAAUACUUUUUGACAAAUAGGCAAAUUCUCAUUAAGAACGUGUUUAGCCCUUUUAAAAAUAAAUUUCUUCAUUUAAAAAAUAGUUCUUGUGGGAGGAGCCCUUGAGUAUAACAUAUUCCAACAUAGUAGCAGCCACACACACCAGACAACCAAUCACAGCAGAGUAGAACGUCUCCCCAGCCAAUCUAAUCCAACACCUGCUAUUUUAGUUUGUCAGUCACCUGGGAGUCCUAGCUCUUGGAAUAAAGGUGUUCUGGGAAAUGUAUGAGAAUAGCGUCUUAAGUAUUUGACCAUAUCUUUCUUAAUUUGUAGAGCUGUUUUUCGGUGGAUUACUUGUUCACUAUCCAAGGGGUUGUAGUGAUGGUGCGACAGGGCAGGAAGUAUGUAGCGCUUUAGAUCAGGCCAUAUCCCAUGAUCCCCUCUGAGGCCAAAGCAAAAACACCGGGUCCUUGAUGCCAAAUGCUAAUGUCUGUCUUUGAUCAGUAUUCAGAGUUGUACAGAUCUGUCCUGGACUCACUGGAGUCUCAAUGCCAGACUAUCUAAAAUGAUGAUGUGUUCACCACUAGACAUUUUACAUACAGAGUAUUCCUUUUUUGCAGUAUUUAUUUGUGCCUUGUUUUUUUUUUUCUUUUUCAUUUUGCUUUGUAAAGAGAUUAUUCUUCUUUUUGAAACCCAAUUGUCAGUAUUCCCUACAUUUUGGUCAUAUCCAAUGUGAAUUGUUGUGAUUACAGUUUAACAACAGUCUGAUCCGAUGUCAUCAGCGGGGUCCAGUGUUGACAGCUGUCUUGACCACUUAGUGUCCAAACCCACUUUGCUGUGGGUCAAACUAGGACUGAGUCCUCCAAAGAAACAUUACACCAAUCCAAGUCUCCAAUCUAAGACCUGACGCUUUUAGUUUAAUCCACCAUCAUUGAACUCUUCUUUACCCUCCAAUCUGAUUCAUUUGCCCUGGAUUUAACAUAAAAGCAAAUGGACACCAUUUGCAUCUCAUUUCCAUAUGUAUGAGGACCUGAGCAGACCCAGAGAGGCUCAAGGCAGCUUUCCACUGAUGACGCUGUAUUGAUAUGGUCAUACUGCAUGUUCAUCCCUGUGUAGACACUUUAGUCCUUAUUCAGCAUGUUUUAAUCACACACUUAGGACAUUGUCUGAGUCUGUCUUUUAGUUGCAGACAGACUAAGAAAUUGGUCCAACCAGUAUAUUGCAAACAACAAAUGGAAAGACACAAAUCUGACAGUAUGAUGGAGAUGUAUCAGAGAAAUAAAUAGGAUACUAGGUGGGGGUUUUUUUUUGUUUUUUUUUUGAAAGUAUGUAUUAUUUAAGAUAUUUAAUCAGUGCCAUCAAACAGAUGAAGUUGGUACCCAGACCUGUACAAGAAACCAAAAUGAUAUCAAGUAUUUCGAUGUGCCAUGUAUGAUGUGUGCAAUCUAGCGUAUUCUAGCACCCCCUUGUGGUUGAUACGUUACAGUUUUCAGGCCAUAUGAACUCUAAUCUAGUAAUUCUGCUAAUAACAGCUGAUCCAUCUCCUCGACAACACACUUAAUGUGCUGAUGUUUGUUAUAAAAUGCGAUGGAAAGUGGAGACGACUGAAAUUUUUUUCAUUCAGAUUGAGGUCAAUAAUGAACUUGAGCUCAAUUUUAUGUUUGUAAAAAACAAAUAUCAGCCAAUAUUAUUUAUGAUAUUUAGGUAUCAGCUGCAAAAACCCCAGAGCAAGUCUAAAUCGACAUAAAAAAUAAGAUAAAAGAAAAAAACUGUAAUAUUUUAUUACAAAUGCCCAUUUUCUGAUCAAUGUCCUGAGUGUGUGAAAACAUAAAUUAGGGCAGAAUAAACCCCCCCCUGACUUAUCUGUGUGUCUCCCAGCAUCCCCGUUAUGAGUGUGAUGCUGGAGGUGUGUCCCAUGACGCUGUACGUCCUAAUAACCGGAUCACCAGGCUCUACAUUUCCAAUUAUCUCCUGUUGAAGAAAGAUGCUGUAUUCCACACUGAGCCAACCCUGUGAACAUGUUAAUGUAGCACCCACUCUGCACAUGCUCAGUUCCGUCUCAUUCUGCCUCUCACUGGCUCAGAAGCGUGUGCUAGAGGCCCCCCCACCCCCACCCCACCCCGCCCCUGAGACCCCCUCCAUAACACACACAUCACUGAACUUUUUUUACAUGGUGAAGUUGGCUCCAUUGUUAAACUUCUGCAGUCUUUGGUAACAGACAGUUCCAAAAAAAAGUUUGAGUCUGGUGUUGAAGCGUUACUUUGUAAAGUUUUUUUUUCUUUGUUGACAGAAGACAGAAUAAACACUUCAUUGCCAUAUUCUGAAAAACA